This is a messenger RNA of Dicentrarchus labrax (European seabass), 4905 nucleotides long. RefSeq names its product V-set and transmembrane domain containing 2B (gene vstm2b). The coding region runs from base 441 to 1256 and encodes 271 amino acids. Lineage: Eukaryota; Metazoa; Chordata; Actinopteri; Moronidae. The transcript is spliced from 5 exons. The record is from RefSeq and is a predicted model, not a curated record.
AAAGGCUCCAGGUCUGUGACAGCAGCCGGACAAACGCCCGUCUUUCCCAGCAGUCGUUCCUCCGUAUCAGGGUAAAUUAUGUGAUGGGUGUUGGAGCGGAGCCCGGAGCGGGAACGGGGUGAUGAUGAAGACGGGGAAGUUCGGUUUCCACUUCCAGACGACGCUCGGCGGGGAAUAAAGGGGGACGUCGCUUUUUUCUGAGAGGGAUUACUUCUUUGAGUGUUACAAUCACUCCGGUUCUUCUUGUUUCUGCACUGACGUGUGGUUGUAAUUAUGCUCGAGCUCACCUUCGGAUGGUCCAUGUUGCCCGGCUGAUGCGGCGGCUGCCUCUGGCUCGCGCUUCGUCUAUGCCCAUAUUUGGCGCUAUCUGAGUAGGCAGUUAACAGGACGCUCCACGUCCAGGUCAACUGACCAUUUAAUGUGACGAGCCUCACUGUGACAUGGAAAAAACGGGCCUCUUCAUCCUCCUUUAUUACUUCAUUCUCAAUUCCCCCUUCAUGCACUGUGCGAAUGCUGCAUUUACUGAAGUCCCUAAAGAUGUGAGCGUGGGGGAGGGAGAUGAUGUGGAGAUGCCCUGUGCCUUCAAGGCGGUCAGCUCAGCGCCCAUGUCUCUGGAGAUCCAAUGGUGGUACCUGAAGGAGGAUGUACCUAAAGAACUGCCUCAUGAGUUGCAGAUCACUGCUUCAGCCAACAGCGCCAAGGUCACUCCAAGAGAAGCCACUAAAAUAAGUACUGUGCGUGUUCAGGGCAACGCCAUCUCCCACCGCCUCAGCCUGUCCAAGGUGAAGAAGGAAGACGAGGGGGUGUAUGAGUGCCGCGUGUCUGACCUGUGGGCCGACGAGACUCAGGAAUUUACGGUUCACGCCAUGCUACAUGUCACACUGGGUGAUGGCAUGGUGGCUGAGGAGGCCGUGUCGCACAUCCAGAACCGCUGGCCACUGAGGAAUACCAACACAGCGCUGGGAGGGGGAGGAACAGGGAGGGCCACCACGGAGCCCAACCAGGGGCUGGCAGGAGGUCAGAGGUCAGGGCAGGGGAAGCACCGGGUGCCUCAGCAGGCUCAGCCAGGCCUUCUUCCAUCCAUCUCAUCCACCACCACCUUGGUGGCCAAGUCUUCAGCCUCACCGCUGCAAGGUAAUGCAGCCAUCCUCCGGCAGCAGCACGGAGCUGGCUGUGGUGUGAUGAGCACCAUCAACCCCCUCUGCAUCAUGUUACUGUUCCUGCACAAGCUCCUCCCCUUCCUAUUGGCCCACUGAAGAGACUUCAACCAAAAUUAUGUCAACCUGCAAUGUUCUCACUUUCUAUACCAAAAAACAAACAAAAUAAGCAGCAGUCAGUGCCCACCAGGGGAGAAAGGGUCACAUUUAAUCUAUGUAUGCCGUUUCAACACAUCACUGCAGGGAUUGAAAGCAAUGCAACAAAAGGAUAGGAGAGUUGGACUGAAGAAACUAAAGAAAAGAAGGAUGCUUCUCAGACUUAAAACAGAGAUGAAAGCCACAUGACUAUUGACAGAGCAGAGUGUGGAUGUGUGUGUGGAAUGAUGGGAGCAUCCCUACUGAUCCACACACAGCCUAUAUACAACGUGGCCACAUGACCAUCCUCAAACACUCCACUCUCACAUUUCUUUUGCAGCCACUGUGAAGUCUGACAUCACAGACCAUUUCACUGUGAGUCCUACUGCUCAGUUCAACAUAAUCUUUUAUUUGUUAUAUGAAGACUUGUGACCUCCAUGUUGUUUUCUUUGGAAGGGGGCGAUUUGAUCAGCAUGACCUGUCAAUCGUUUUACUGUAGCAGUUUCAGGUAUCUUCAUUACUCAGAGCUAUCGUUCAUCCAGUGUGUCUGAUGUAUGCCAUGUCCAACCCCUCCUACUUUUGUUUUCAUAGAUGUGUUCCAUAAUGUAAAAAACAAAAAAGCUGAUAUUUUGAUUAAGAUAAGGCACACCUCACCAUUGUUGUUGUUAAUCACCUCCAAUAAUGUUUAUUUUUAUUAAAUAUAUGGUGAUAAAAGUGAGACAUUUAAUUUCGAUGAGACACUAAAUGAUAUAUUGGUAACCUGACACUCAGCAUUUGAGAUGAAAGUAUAUUGUUUUUGUAAUAAAAGGUAGAUUUCAAAGGUUUACGUUAAUGGUUGACUGUCACCACAAAUGGUUAUUACAAUAACAUAAGAAAAUAUAUAGCAAAAGACUGUCAUUAAACCUCAUUACUAACACAGUCAACACUAGCUCUGUGUCCAUGCAGGGACAACUCAGGUGAAGUUCAUGUAUGAGUACCAGCUCUUUCCCUAUCGUCACUAUCAUCUUAAUAGUUCCCAGGAACAAUCAAUUUAAUCUAGGAAAAGGUUUCUCGGAUAUUAAUGUCCUGACUUCCAUGACAUUUGCCAUGAAUGAUCAUCAAUUAGAAUACUUGGUGAACUCCAGUGUUGGGCAGUAAGGCAUAACUAGUAAUAAUAUUACAGUAGUAAUAUUACUUUCCCUAGUAACUAGUAGUGUAAGUAAUUACUAAUUAAUUUCAGCAAUAAUAUUACAAUUACUUAACUAGUUGAAAUUUCCAUGAAAUUUGCAUACACUAUUAUUCUCUAUUUAAAAUGGAAUAAUAAACUGGCAAAGGUCAAACAUUAGUUUGAUGGUUUGAAGUUACAGACUCACAGUUUUUAAACCUUUGGGAUUCUUGUGAGUCAAUGUGUACAAAUAGCCUAUCCAGAAUCAAUUGGAUUUUUAGGAGACAUUUUUCUCCUAAACCUCUCGUAUGAGGAUUCAAAUCAUAUUCAACAAACUAUUUUGAAGGGGACUUAGUCAGGGGACUUAAUAUGCUGUCAUAUAAUGUUGAUAAUCAUAUUUAAACAUGGCCAAGGUUUCAAAUAAUGAGCUAAACAUAAGUUAAAGUUUCCAACGUCUUGUUUUUUUUUCUUUAUGCUCGUCAUGGAUUUUAUUAUAAGGCACAGCACCUACAGGGAUGCCACAAUCCACCCAUUCAGUCGGUCUACAUUAUUUGACUGCUCUGCUACUCUUCAGUUUUUUGAACUAAGUAAACCAGCACUUCCGGUGGUUCAAAGCUCCGGUACUAGAGGUGUAAGCAUCAACACUCCCAAGACGGAAAAAAAUAUUUUGUCCAUAAAAUAGGAUCGAGUUUCACCAAAAUCAGAGAAUAAAGAUUUGUUUUUGUUCAGUAAUCAGUGAGACCCAGCCCCUAGAAACACUCUUCCAAUCCAGUCUCAUUUGUGGUUUGAUAAACAGAAAAUUCAUCAAAUUCUGUGCUCCAUAUCAUUUUUUUUCCCAAGCUAAGUUGCUGAAGCUGUCAUAUGCUAUCAAGAACACAUCGGCAAGAGGUUGUUGACCCUUGGUAGGCUUCUGGAAGUUGGCCAAUAAGGAGAAAGACAGCUUCAAGGGAGGGAGGAGGAGCUGAUUGUUGAGUCUCAUUCCCAGAUCAACUCUUUGGGUUGCCAGCGUGUUCGUAUUUGACAGCCUAGGAUUGAGAUUCAACAGUCAUUUAUUUUUCUCCAGAAUGACUGACCUCUGAAACUAAGACAGUGAGGGUGGUCUGAGAGACGGCAUAAAUGGCCAGUAUGGAACUGGUAAUGGUAAAUGGACCUGUACUUGUAUAGCACCUUUCUAGUCAAAGCCCAUCGAACAGAAACUAACACAUUCAUAUAUUGAUACACAGGGAGCAAUUCGGGGUUCAGUAUCUUGCUCAAGGACAUUUCGACAUGUGGCGGCAGGAGCCGGGGAUCGAAGCAUGAUAUAAGGUUUUUUUUUUUACCUUGAAUUGUGCAAAGCCACUCUAAUGGUGUCCUAGGAUAAAAAUAUAGAGCAAAAUAGGUCCUCUUUAAUUGCACAAACUAAAUCACUUGUUUCAGCUUGAUGAAUACCACCUCUCUAAAUGAUCGUGAGAUUUGAUCAAUAGGAUUAUCAAAUCCCCUAAAAUUGUCAUAUAUCCAAUCCAAUCCAAUCCAAUCCAACUUUAUUUGUUAAGCACUUUAAAACAACCAAAGUUGACCAAAGUGCUGAUAUAUGUUCCACUCUGUGUGUGGGAAAGUUUAAUUCACAAAAAGUUCAAAGAAUAAUUUCACAGAGAAGGGGAUUUAUGUCCUGUUGUCAGAAAAAAGUGAACAAAAACAAGUUUCGUAGAGUUAGUAUAGUGUUGAUAGGGAACCUGAAGUAAUUAUAAAAUAAUAAUUCAGCUGCCUAUGACGUGUCAUCAGAGCAAAGCUGCACUGUCACAGACAAAAAGAGAGGAAUGUUUGACAUGAAGUUAGACACUAAAAAUGUCUUUCUAAAGGUAAGCACUCCAUGUCUGAUUUAAGAGGGAGAGUUGUUGUAUAAAUAACAUACUGUAAAUAAUUGCCAAUAAAAAUCAUAUAAUAUGAAAAGCUCUCAGUAAAUUAGCAGCCCUGAUGAUGACAGAAUAUUAAUGUACUACAUUUUUGUUUAUACAGGGAAGUAUAAAGACCGCAAGGCUUUCUUUUUUAAGAACAACCUCACAAGCUUCCCAGUAUGACCACAGUCUGAUCUGUUGGCCAAGUUGGGAGCUAAUGUGACGGAGAGUUAAGUGCUGCCCUUCUACUCUGCUUAUCCCGACCGUACCAGCAACCUUUCUGUUCUUUAACACUCAGGCCAGUACAGGCUGGUGGUCAGUUUCCACAGGGACAAACUAUCUGUACACACAGAUUAACAUCUGGUAAUUAAUCUUUAGUGAGCAAACAUUAGACAGAAGUGGUCUUUUUGUGCAUAUUGUGUCUCUGUGUCACGUAUACCAUCUUUGUACAGGAGAUGCAUUUAUGAAACGUGUACUCAGGGUGCACUCCAGUCUGCACUGUAUUUCAGUACACUAAACUGUUCAACUAAAGAAUGACAGUAUUACAUUACAUGAUUACCAAAUAAAGUUGUGGUUUCACUUUUCUCCUUGCUGA